AAGCGGAGCAUGGUAACUUCUCCUGCAAUCAGAGCUCUCCCCCUCACAUCAGUGGCACGCUUCAUGGAGAUAUGCUCCUCUCACUGCCCUCUGCACCAGCAACAUGGAUUGUCACGUCUCCAUCCUCCUCUUUCUCAUCUGUUCGCUGCUCAGCUGCUGCGGGGAACUGAUGCUCCAUCCUGCCAAUGAAGUUAAUCUACUGGAUUCAAAAGCAAUUCAAGGGGAACUGGGCUGGAUCUCCUAUCCAUCACAUGGGUGGGAAGAAAUCAGUGGUGUUGAUGAACACUAUACUCCUAUCAGGACCUACCAGGUGUGCAAUGUCAUGGAUCACAGUCAGAAUAAUUGGUUGAGAACCAACUGGGUCCCGCGCAACUCAGCUCAGAAGAUUUAUGUGGAACUCAAGUUUACCCUGCGAGACUGUAAUAGCAUUCCCUUAGUACUGGGUACCUGCAAGGAGACUUUCAACCUGUACUACAUGGAGUCCGAUGACGAUCAUGGGGUCAAAUUCCGGGAGCAUCAAUUUACAAAGAUUGACACUAUUGCAGCUGAUGAGAGUUUCACCCAAAUGGAUCUCGGGGAUCGAAUUCUCAAACUCAACACGGAGGUUCGAGAGGUAGGACCUGUCAGUAGGAAAGGCUUUUAUCUGGCUUUUCAAGACGUUGGCGCCUGUGUGGCCUUGGUGUCAGUGAGAGUAUACUUCAAAAAGUGUCCUUUCACAGUAAAAAACUUGGCUAUGUUUCCAGACACAGUUCCCAUGGACUCUCAGUCCCUUGUGGAAGUGCGGGGAUCUUGUGUUAAUCAUUCCAAGGAAGAGGACCCACCCAGGAUGUACUGCAGCACAGAGGGCGAGUGGCUGGUGCCCAUUGGCAGGUGUUUAUGUGAUGCUGGCUAUGAAGAGAGAGGUUCUGCGUGCCAAGCUUGUCGAUCUGGUUUCUACAAGGCCUCUGCCGGAAAUAUGAAGUGUACCAAGUGUCCACCUCAUAGCUCUACCCAUGAAGAUGGUUCAGUGAACUGCAAGUGUGAGAAGAAUUACUUCCGGACGGAGCAAGACCCCCCUUCUAUGGCUUGCACCCGACCUCCAUCCUCCCCAAGGAAUGUUAUCUCUAAUAUCAACGAGACCUCUGUUAUUCUGGACUGGAGUUGGCCUUUGGACACUGGAGGUCGGAAGGAUGUCACCUUCAACAUCAUAUGUAAAAAAUGUGGGGGAAACAACAGGCUAUGUGAACCCUGCAGCCCACAUGUGCGUUUCCUGCCUCGCCAAAUUGGGCUCACCAACACCACAGUGACCGUGGUAGAUCUCCUUGCCCAUACAAACUACACAUUUGAGAUCGAUGCUCUUAACGGAGUAUCUCACCGCGCCUCCAUCUCGAGACAGUUUGCAGCAGUGAGCAUCACGACCAACCAGGCGGCUCCAUCACCCGUUACUGUAAUUAGGAAGGAGCAGACAUCCAGGAACAGUGUUUCUCUGUCUUGGCAAGAACCUGAACAUCCAAAUGGGAUCAUCUUGGACUACGAGGUCAAGUACUAUGAAAAGCAGGAGCAAGAGACAAGUUAUACAAUUUUAAGAGCAAGAGGAACGAAUGUUACCAUCAGUGGCCUCAAACCUGUUACAAUUUAUGUAUUCCAAAUCCGAGCUCGAACAGCAGCUGGUUAUGGGACUAACAGCCGCAAGUUUGAGUUUGAAACAAGUCCAGAUUCUUUCUCCAUUUCCAGUGAAAAUAGCCAAGUUGUAAUGAUUGCCAUUUCGUCUGCAGUAGCUAUUAUUCUUCUUACUGUCGUGGUGUACAUACUGAUUGGGAGAUUUUGCGGAUAUAACAAAUCAAAACCCAAUACAGAUGAGAAGAGGCUUCAUUUUGGAAACGGACACUUAAAACUUCCAGGCCUCAGAACUUACAUAGAUCCACAUACCUAUGAAGACCCUAACCAAGCCGUUCAUGAAUUUGCCAAGGAAUUGGAUGCUACAACUAUAUCAAUUGACAAAGUUGUCGGAGCAGGUGAAUUUGGAGAGGUGUGCAGUGGCCGCCUAAAGCUUCCUUCCAAAAAGGAAAUUUCUGUUGCCAUCAAAACCCUGAAAGUCGGCUACACUGAAAAGCAAAGGAGAGACUUUUUGGGAGAGGCAAGCAUCAUGGGACAGUUUGACCAUCCCAACAUCAUUCGACUGGAAGGAGUUGUUACCAAAAGUAAGCCUGUCAUGAUCGUCACUGAAUAUAUGGAGAAUGGAUCUUUGGAUAGUUUCUUACGGAAACACGACGCCCAGUUUACAGUCAUACAGCUGGUGGGGAUGCUUCGGGGAAUAGCAUCGGGUAUGAAAUACCUAUCAGACAUGGGCUAUGUACAUCGUGACUUGGCUGCUCGCAACAUACUAAUCAACAGUAACCUGGUGUGCAAGGUCUCAGAUUUUGGUCUUUCGCGUGUUUUAGAGGAUGAUCCCGAAGCUGCUUACACAACAAGAGGAGGAAAGAUCCCGAUCCGGUGGACAUCUCCAGAAGCCAUUGCAUAUCGGAAAUUUACAUCAGCCAGUGAUGUAUGGAGUUAUGGGAUUGUUCUCUGGGAGGUGAUGUCCUAUGGAGAGAGACCAUAUUGGGAGAUGUCCAAUCAGGAUGUAAUUAAAGCUGUGGAUGAAGGCUACCGACUGCCGCCUCCCAUGGACUGUCCAGCUGCCUUGUAUCAGCUGAUGUUGGACUGCUGGCAGAAAGACAGAAACAACAGACCUAAGUUUGAGCAGAUUGUCAGCAUCCUGGACAAGCUUAUCCGGAAUCCCAGCAGCCUGAAAAUCAUCACCAGUGCGGCUGCAAGGCCAUCCAAUCUUCUUCUGGACCAAAGCAGCAUCGAUAUCACCACCUUCCGCAAGACUGGUGACUGGCUCAAUGGCAUCCGGACAGGACAGUGCAAGGAGAUCUUUACAGGCGUGGAGUACAGUUCAUGUGAUACAAUAGCCAAAAUUUCCACUGAGGAUAUGAAGAAAGUUGGUGUCACUAUUGUUGGGCCACAGAAGAAGAUUAUCAGCAGUCUUAAAGCCCUAGAAACACAUACAAAGAAUGGUCCGGUUCCUGUAUAACUGGAUGGUCCAGUUGGUCAGGACGAGGAGGAUGCCAGGAUGACUGAGAAUCUACCAGAUGUAGGGAGGAGGGUGGAUGACAGUGAUGGGGACAGUGGUGGAAAUUCCACACCCACUAAAACACUCAAAUAUGAGUACAAAUGCCUUAAAAAUGGGAGUGAAGAAGUCUUUUUUUUCCUCUAUAUUUUAGUCUUAAAGGGUGGGCACUUUUCUCCUUAGAGUAAAUGAAUGAUUCUACAGCUGGGGGAAAAAGGAAGAUUUUUCAAAGCAAAAGGAGAAAAUGUAACAUAGAGCCAUUGGAACAAUAAUGAUUGACUGACUUACAAGGAAACAAAACGAAGUGGACAUAGAGGCUGGGUUUGAGCAAUAGCAGCCAAAAAAGAAAAUAAAAGACACAGUAUUUUUAUACACAGAAGAGAUCUGUAAAAGGUAUUUUGUUUCUUUAAAAACAAGCAAAAUGGAGGAAUUUAUACCUCAACCUAUCUGGCCAUAUUUACAAUCCUGUCAUUGUAAUAUUCUCCUUCAACCGUCAGAGAGUAUACAGAAAUAAACAUUGUAGUGAUUUCAAGUAUUAGUUCACAAAUGAGUGUUUUUGGCAUCUUGUUUACUUUUCUAAGUAAGCUUUUGUAAAAAAAAAAGUCUACAUUUUUUUGGGGGUGAGAAAUACAUAUUUAUUUCCUUGAUAUUUUUCUUGUUGUUUUAUAUUUAUGCUUGGUUUUCAUUUGGAUUUGUUACUGCCAAUACUGCCUUACAGUGUCAGCAGUAGGAAUCCAUGAUUAACUUACUUUCUAUAUUUGUUAAACAGUCAUGACACCCUUUCUAGUCAUAUAUACACAUAUGCAUAACUCUGUAUCCAAAGCGGGAAAACCCUUCCACAGGUCAUAUGUUAAACAAGCUCUCACCGUGAACUCUCCUAAAUAUCUGAUGUCUCUGUUUCAUAGUAAAGUCAUGUUAGGCUACUCACCUAGCAUAAUACCCUAGUUUAUAGGUAUUUAAACUCUCUUCUUAGUGGCACAGCAGACCUGCUCAAAUAUUUCCCAAUCUCCAGAUCGAUGGAAAUGCCCACCCCUUUUGCUCAUUGGCUGUGGGUCCAUAGUGCCAAUAUCUAUACCAGUGUAGGUGAUGGAACACUCUUCCCUUUUGCUAUAUAGGAUGAAUCCACUGUCAGCCCUGCAAUUCUCUGUUCAUAACAAGGGUCAUUGCACUCGGAUUCUAAGUCUAAAUGGGCCAAAUCAUGCUAUCAAAUAUUUUCUACCCAUUGCCACAACUCAAGUUGCGCCUGGUUAAUCCAAAGUAUCAUAUAGCUACUACUGGUGACUUCCUAAAUGCAUUGGAUUCCUCUCACUCAAUGUCUGGGGCUUCAGUUUACUGAUCUGUAGAAAUUAAUGCAUUUAAAGAAGUUGGUUACAUACUCUUAUGGGGGUUGUGUGGUGAAUGUUAAUAAGACAUCAGUAUCAUCUUGAGGGGUUCCCCAGCAUGUAGUACAGCGGCUUUUUUCAAAGUAACUGAAAUGUAACGUAUAAAUUAGGCCACAGCCCUGAGACAACCCCUUCACCUUUCUUUUAUGAAUCCCUUUCCAAACUACUUUAUAACACUUAGAUAUUUCAAAAUAUAAGGGAAGUGAGUUCUCACUUUCCUAAGGAUACAGAUCAGCUCAUCUUGCUUGUGAGCAUGCUCAGAAAUAUCUGAUAAAAUGCGCUUGAUAGAAAACUAGCCACUAAUGGAUUUUGAAAGAUCAUUUUCCUUUAUUUGCAUUUAUUCUAACCUUUCUAAACCUGAAAUAUUGCAAAUGUCAGGGGGAAAGGAAGCACUUAAACAUCAACAGGAAGAAAAUCAUUAUCCUGUUCAGCAUUUUUGCAUGUGAAAUGAAACCUCACUGACGAAAAGUCACAACUUCUGAUAUGUGUCACAUCUAGUGAGUUUAAUUCAUCCCUUCGGAUUUAAGAUUAACAGCAUCAUGUAGUGUUGCUAGGAAUCAAGUGGACAUAUCAAAAUCCUAUGCUCAAUAUAUAUGACUAAAGCAAGUUUUUUCAAGAUAAUAGGAUGUCAAGAUUCUUCUCAACUGCUUAUAAGUCUCUUAAGAGGAAAAAAGCAUUAUAUUGCUUUUAAAGAGGAAGAAUUCAUUAUUUCAAGGUUAGAGGUCAGGUUGCUAAACUGCAUAUUCUGUAGGAAUAUUGCCUUUUCUCUUCUCAGAUACUGUAUGGAUCUCAUUCAGGGAAAACACCCAUUUCAUUGAAUCAUGGAAGGGUAAAGGAUCAAUUGAUUCAAUUUUGUUUUUAGUUGCAAAUAGGGCUUGUUUACACUAUCUUCCUCUCCCUCUCUAGAUGUUAUUUAUAAGUGGCCUCAUGAAAUUACUCUACACAAUUCUUCCCCUGUACAUAUGUAAGCAUAACAAUGUACGAUAUUUUAACUGUGGAGUAGAGGUACUAGAAUGCUUGUGGCCAUCUCCUUGUACAGGACCUGCAUUGAUUUUCAGCAAACAUGAAUCCACAACAAAUCACAAAAUUAUGUACCAUAUUAUCUGUUUUGUAUCUUAAAUAUAAUUUACAUAUAUUAUUUAUUUCUGUUAACAUAACAUAGUUUGUGCUGUACUUAGCAUUCAAUAAGCAGUGUAUAGAUGUGAUUCAAUUGGCAUAUGUACUUCUUUUAACUUGUAUUUUCAAAGCUUACUCCUUUAGUUUAUAUGUUGUGCAAUUGUAGAUGGCCUCUUACUAAUGUAAAAUGAUUUGUAGUGGAAACAUUUAUAUUUUUAUAAUAAACAUAAUGAAAGUAUUUUUUACA
Ornithorhynchus anatinus (platypus) is the source of this 5839-nucleotide messenger RNA. It is a transcript of the gene EPHA3, whose product is annotated as EPH receptor A3. The transcript is spliced from 17 exons. Gene Ontology annotation, cellular component: neuron projection; plasma membrane. Bases 104 to 3058 code for a protein of 984 amino acids. Lineage: Eukaryota; Metazoa; Chordata; Mammalia; Monotremata; Ornithorhynchidae. Gene Ontology annotation, molecular function: ATP binding; protein binding; transmembrane-ephrin receptor activity. Gene Ontology annotation, biological process: protein phosphorylation; axon guidance; cell surface receptor protein tyrosine kinase signaling pathway. The record is from RefSeq and is a predicted model, not a curated record.